AUGAGGAUUUGGUGUUUUCAUUGCUUCACCGACGACGAGGAAGAAGAAGAAAACGGCGGUAGACUGAAACAAUCGUCAGUUUCGGCGAUGGAUAACAACAACGAUAGGGAUUAUUUGGAGACUGUGGACUCACGUUGGAGACUGUGUGAGGAGAUGCUAACGACGGAGGGAGACGGUGGUGGUGAAGAAGCAGAGGCUGAGUUGGAUCGGUUAUGGACCUCUGAGAUUCGGUUACAUCGUUUGGUUCAAGGAGAGAGUAGCAAUGCAGUGACUGUGGCUGCAGCUGAGGAUAGUACAAUGGAAGAAGCUGAUCACGAUUCGCAUCACAAGCGUGCUAAAGUGUACUCUGGGCUUACUGAGUGCCGGUUAGCUUCAGGGGUAUCUUUAGAUGCUGGAAAUUCUGGAUCUUCGUCGGUGGAGAGAACUGUUAGUUUUGGUUUUGCCUCUUCUUCUCGGACGGAUACUGAUAUGUUCUGUCAGAAUUACAUCUUGAAUUAUAGUCGGAAAGAUGGGAAAAAAGAUGAUGGAGAUAGUAAUGGUUCUUCAGACACUGAAGAUUUCGAAGUUCAUAUUGAUUUGACUGAUGAUCUCUUACAUAUGGUAUUUUCGUUCUUGAAUCAUGUCGACCUCUGUUGCUCUGCUAUGGUAUGUCGGCAGUGGAGAGUAGCUAGUGCUCACGAGGAUUUCUGGAGGGUCUUGAACUUUGAAAAUAUAAGGAUUUCUAUCGAACAAUUUGAAAACAUGUGUCUUCGCUAUCCAAAUGCCACUGAAGUGAAUGUUUAUGGCGCUCCUGCUGUUAACGCUCUGGCUAUGAAAGCAGCUACCACUUUGAGGAAUCUUGAGGUCUUAACUAUAGGAAAAGGUCAUAUCAGUGAAAACUUUUUCCAGGCAUUGGGCGAAUGUAAUAUGUUAAGGAGUGUGACUGUAAGUGAUGCUACUCUGGGAAAUGGUGCUCAGGAAAUCCACCUGAGUCAUGAUCGGCUACGUGAACUUAAAAUUACAAAAUGCCGUGUUAUGCGUUUGUCUAUCAGGUGUCCACAGCUCAGGUCUUUGUCAUUAAAAAGAAGCAACAUGUCCCAGGCGAUGCUUAACUGUCCACUCCUUCAACUUCUUGAUAUAGCCUCGUGCCAUAAGCUCUUGGAUGCUGCUAUCCGUUCAGCAGCCACUUCAUGUCCUCAAUUAGAGUCGCUAGACGUUUCUAACUGCUCCUGUGUCAGUGAUGAAACUUUGCGUGAAAUAGCCCAAGCUUGUGCUAAUCUCCAUAUUCUUAAUGCUUCAUACUGCCCCAAUAUAUCUCUUGAGUCAGUACAUCUUCCCAUGUUGACAGUUCUCAAGCUUCAUAGCUGUGAGGGUAUAACAUCUGCGUCGAUGACUUGGAUUGCUAAUAGUCCUGCACUAGAGGUUUUGGAGCUUGAUAAUUGCAAUCUGUUGACAACUGUAUCUUUGCAUCUCUCGCGCUUGCAGAGUAUAAGCCUAGUCCAUUGCCGCAAAUUCACAGAUCUGAACUUGCAAAGCACCAUGCUUUCAUCAAUCACUGUUUCAAACUGUCCAGCACUGCGCCGUAUCACAAUCACUUCCAACUCUCUUCGACGAUUAGCUCUCCAGAAACAGGAGAAUUUGACAACAUUAGUUCUGCAAUGUCACUCCUUGCAAGAAGUGGAUCUCUCUGAUUGUGAAUCAUUGUCUAACACUGUUUGUGAAAUAUUUAGUGAUGAUGGUGGAUGCCCAAUGCUGAAGUCGUUAAUUCUUGACAAUUGUGAGAGCUUAACAGCAGUGCGGUUCUGCAAUUCAUCAUUAGCAAGUCUUUCCCUCGUUGGCUGUCGCGCUGUUACUUUUCUGGAGUUGAAGUGCCCUCGCAUAGAGCAGAUUUGUUUGGAUGGAUGUGAUCAUCUUGAAACUGCAUUCUUCCAGCCUGUGGCGCUCCGGUCUCUAAAUUUAGGAAUUUGCCCGAAACUGAGUGUGCUCAAUAUCGAAGCACCUUAUAUGGUGUCUCUUGAAUUGAAAGGUUGCGGUGUACUGUCUGAAGCAUCUAUUAUUUGUCCUCUCUUGACAUCUUUAGAUGCAUCUUUCUGCGGCCAACUGAGGGAUGACUGUCUGUCUGCAACCACUGCUUCUUGCCCACUAAUUGAGUCACUGGUGCUAAUGUCAUGCCCUUCUAUCGGCUCUGAUGGCUUGUCUUCCUUGAACGGGAUCCCAAAUUUGACUGUUCUUGAUUUAUCGUACACUUUCUUGAUGAAUCUGGAGCCCGUCUUCAAGUCCUGUUUUCAACUGAAGGUACUCAAAUUACAAGCCUGCAAAUAUCUCACUGACUCAUCACUGGAGCCUCUAUACAAAGAAGGUGCUUUACCAGCACUUGAGGAGUUGGACCUGUCUUAUGGAACUCUCUGUCAGACUGCGAUAGAUGAUCUACUUGCGUGCUGCACACACUUGACCCAUUUGAGCUUGAAUGGCUGUGUUAACAUGCAUGACCUUGAUUGGGGAUCAACCAAUGUACAGCUAUAUGAUUACUUUGGUGUCUACAGUUCUAGUGAGAAUACUCAAGAACCAGUUGAAACAGCCAACCGGUUACUGCAAAGCCUCAACUGUGUGGGUUGCCCCAAUAUCAGAAAAGUGUCUAUACCACCUGCAGCGCGCUUUUACCAUUUAUCAUCACUGAACCUUUCGCUAUCGGUCAAUUUAAAGGAGGUUGAUCUCGCCUGUUCCAACCUGGUCUUACUUAAUCUAAGCAACUGUUGCUCUCUGGAAGUACUGAAGCUUAGCUGUCCAAGAUUGGCUAGUCUCUUUCUUCAGUCUUGCAACAUGGAUGAAGCAGGAGUUGAGGCAGCUAUAUCAGGAUGCAGUUCACUAGAGACACUGGAUCUCCGUUUCUGUCCAAAGAUCUCCUCAGUGAGCAUGGUGAAGUUCCGAACAGUGUGCCCUAGUUUGAAACGCGUGUUCAGCAGCCCGAAUCUUGUGCAAGAUUAG
This is a messenger RNA of Arabis nemorensis, 2964 nucleotides long. Lineage: Eukaryota; Viridiplantae; Streptophyta; Magnoliopsida; Brassicales; Brassicaceae. The record is from the annotation of a GenBank genome assembly.